ACUGUUGCUGUCUCGCCGAGUAUCUGUCGACGUGGGGGCGAAUGGUUCGCCUCGUUUGGUCGUGAACGCAACAAGGGCACUAAACUUUUCAAUAUAUCUGGUCAUGUGAACAACCCUUGCACUGUAGAAGAAGAAAUGUCAAUUCCUCUCCGCGACCUUAUAGAACGUCACUCUGGUGGUGUGAUAGGAGGAUGGGACAACCUUUUAGCCGUGAUACCUGGAGGCAGUUCGACGCCGCUUCUUCCAAAAAGGUAG
Messenger RNA from Protopolystoma xenopodis, 255 nucleotides. NCBI's taxonomy places the organism in Eukaryota, Metazoa, Platyhelminthes, Monogenea, Polystomatidea, Polystomatidae. The record is from the annotation of a GenBank genome assembly.